CCCCGAACGUUUCUGAAACAACAGCGGCCUGUGGUUUAUUCACUCCGUCGCUGCAAUUUUUCUCUUCAGUGGAGGAUUUCUCUCUGCUGUUUGUCGCCAUCAUGAAACUCGUCAGGUUUUUAAUGAAGCUCAGCCAUGAGACUGUAACCAUUGAGCUGAAGAAUGGCACCCAGGUUCACGGCACCAUCACAGGUGUUGAUGUGAGCAUGAACACCCACCUGAAGGCGGUGAAAAUGACCCUGAAAAACAGGGAGCCCACUCAACUGGAGUCGCUGAGUAUCCGUGGCAACAACAUUCGCUACUUCAUCCUGCCUGACAGCCUCCCUCUGGACACGUUGCUGGUUGAUAUUGAGCCAAAGAUCAAGUCCAAGAAGAGAGAAGCAGUGGCUGGACGGGGACGAGGCAGAGGAAGAGGACGUGGGAGAGGAAGGGGACGAGGACGAGGUGGACCGCGAAGAUGAUCGCCAGACCUUUUUUGUUUGCUUCUCAACAUCCAGCUGUUUGUACAGGAGUUUUAUUUUUAUUUUUUAUCUUCUGCUAAGAGGAAAAAAUUGUGAUUUUCUGUGUGCUUUUCGUUAAUGACUUUUCCCCCCUUUUUUGUACAUUAAAAGUAAGAGGACA
Nematolebias whitei (Rio pearlfish) is the source of this 621-nucleotide messenger RNA. RefSeq names its product small nuclear ribonucleoprotein D1 polypeptide (gene snrpd1). Gene Ontology annotation, biological process: spliceosomal snRNP assembly; RNA processing. Gene Ontology annotation, molecular function: RNA binding. Bases 102 to 461 code for a protein of 119 amino acids. The record is from RefSeq and is a predicted model, not a curated record. Gene Ontology annotation, cellular component: U12-type spliceosomal complex; SMN-Sm protein complex; precatalytic spliceosome. NCBI's taxonomy places the organism in Eukaryota, Metazoa, Chordata, Actinopteri, Cyprinodontiformes, Rivulidae. The transcript is spliced from 4 exons.